CGCUGGCCAGCUCAGUUCCGUGUGCGCUCGCCCGGAGCCAUGGCUCGCCUCUGCCCUGCUGCUCCAGCCCUGCUGCUGGCCGCCCUCGCCGCGCUGCUCCAAACCUCGCUGGCGGCGGAUCAUGUGCCGAUGCUGCUCUGGUCAACUCAGAGAUCACAGUGGAAUCCAGACACUGCUCUGCACGAAGGACAUGUGGUCUCAGCACAGGAGCUGAGGGAACUCUUGCAACCUCUUUUUACCCAGAAUUCCAGAAACCUCGUCUUGUUCCUGCAAGAUAGGCUUAGCGUAGAUGAUUUCACAUACCUCAGUGAAUCCUAUGGCAACAAGAAUCCAUUUCAAAAUGUUCAGGAAAUCCUUCAGUCUUUUCCUUCAUCUUUAGUCUUGCCAGCUGUUGACAGCAAGGCUACCAGGUAUCUCCUGAGCAUUCUACAGGAAUCAGGAGAUUGGAAGUUGACAAAUGUAACUAAUCUCAAUGUCUCUCAGCUGGAACUGAGUGCAUCUAACCCAAACUUACUGGUGGUUCAGCUACAACCACUUGCCAGUGGUUUAAAAGAGAUUUCCACYCUGGAAGCAAUGGCUGAAAAUGACAAAAUAAUUGGGAGAGUGACCAUGGAUCUGCAGGAGCGAGGGAUUCAUUUUUCAGUAAUUUAUACUGCAGUGAGACCUUCAAGGAUUUCAAGAAGAACUGAUAUGGUGGCAGAAUUAAGAAGACAAUUAAUGGCUGCUGAGGAAGAAGACAGCUUAUAUCCUCCUCUGAAUGUGACCACUGGAAAUCAAACAUGCAUCCUUUUCUAUGCUGGUAAUUUCAGCCUCAAAGCCAGCAGUUCAGUCUUAAUAGAUUUGACAAAUGCAACAUUUUUAACACAGAAUGUGGAUAUUUCUGCCUCUGAGUGCUCAGACAGCAACACAACACUAUCAUUAAAAUACACAAAUCCAGUGGAUGGAAUCAGCAGCCUAGAGAUAAGGUUUUUAAUGACCAACAAGUUCUAUGAAGUCUCGGCUAGAAAUUGGUCCACUUUAGAUUCAGUUGAGAUYGUACAAGAUGGAAACAAGUUUGCUAAAUUUAAUGUUUCUGCCAUCUCUGCUCCUGCAGAGUAUUCAUUUCACUGUCAGCUGGUGGGAACAAGCAAUCUCUAUCCUGCAAGGCUGGUUCCAUCCAACAGUGAGGCAGGAAACUGGGAGGUUUUCAUUUCCAAGUUGCAAAUUCAAGGCUUCAAUGUUAUAAACAACCAGUUUUCCUAUGCAAGUGACUGUACAGGUUUCUUCACUCCUGGAAUCUGGAUGGGCUUGGUAACAGCUAUAAUCUUAGUGUGGAUCCUGACCUAUGGCAUYCACAUGAUCAUGCAGCUCACAACAAACAGCAGAUUUGAUGAUCCCAAAGGUCCAGCUCUGUCAGUUCCUCAGACAGAAUAGCCAUGGAUUGAAUUGAUGCCACUGUGGCUUUUCCUGGUCUGAUGUUUAUGAUUUUUAUAACCUUUUUACAUCAUAAUAUGUAUGACCUAAAAAGAUACCAUGGGAGAAAGAGAUAAUUAAACUACAUAUAAAAAUGAUCUUCAUGCUUGGCAGCAUUAGUAAUUCUACUUGUUAUUAUGAUCACUUGUUGACAGCUUUUUGUGUUAAAAUCCUGAAGUGAGACUGCAGAGGUUUUUACUCUCUCUGGCUAUUAGACCAUUAAAACCUGCUUUAGGAUUAACUUUUAUGGGCAAAGAAAACAUACCACAACAUAAAUUAUUGGGAAGGAUAAAAUAUUUGAAGGGAAACUAUAURUUGAAAAUACUGGUCUCUCUGAAGGCUCUUUAGUAAGUAGGUCAUGAUGAUGAUGCAUCUUAAGAAAUUUUAACUGUGCCUUGUAAUUUUUUUCUCUUGAGUAAAAGUUCCAGAAAUGUACAGAACUAAUAAAGUGUAAGUCACUAAAUAAAUGUCCUGAGAAGUUUUUUUAAAAUAUAUCACUUUUUCAGGUGUGGUAUCACAAAGGAGAAUGGGUAGGUGAAGAUUUAGCUCAAUCCACUCACAGGUUAUUUUAUGCCUGUGAGAAUUACACUGAGUAACACUGAUUUGUGUUUGUUUUAGCCAUGGAGAACUGAUGGGAUUCUAGGGAAGAUCAAUCCUUGUCCAAACUGAUCAUGAAAUUAGAUUUGGUGUCAUGGCAAUGAAUGCAACUUCUCAAGUUCAGAACCURUUACGAUUCAAUGUGCCAGUGCAGACAGCACCUUCAUAGGGAUGAGGUAGUUUUCUUAGCCUCUUCCAUUUUCCUGGCAUCUUUGGAGAUGUUAUGAAGUUCAUACCAAAAAAAGAAGCACUGUGCUAAUGAACUGUUUAAGUCUGAGCUUUUUAUGGUCAUCUUAGAGCUCCUUGAAGCCUGAAAACAUUCACAGUAUGCUGUAUUCUUCUGAAAUUAAUAGAAACACUGCAUCUUCUAAUUGGGUAAUCUGAUUAUGGAGUCAAUUACUAAAUUUUAUUAAGAAUUAGGAAACAGUAAAAGAGCAAUGGUAAAAUGGUGAAAAAAUGGGUAAAAGUAAGACUUAUUCUUUGUUCUGGAAUGUUUUCUUAUGACUGUGCAUGUUCAAUUAAUAGU
Messenger RNA from Malurus melanocephalus (red-backed fairy wren), 2575 nucleotides. RefSeq names its product ATPase H+ transporting accessory protein 1 (gene ATP6AP1). NCBI's taxonomy places the organism in Eukaryota, Metazoa, Chordata, Aves, Passeriformes, Maluridae. Bases 40 to 1413 code for a protein of 457 amino acids. Gene Ontology annotation, cellular component: proton-transporting V-type ATPase complex. The record is from RefSeq and is a predicted model, not a curated record. The transcript has 10 exons.